AUGAUGAACCGCUACACCACCCUAAGGCAGCUAGGUGAUGGCACCUAUGGCAGCGUGCUUAUGGGGAGAAGCAACGAAUCUGGAGAACUUGUUGCCAUUAAAAGAAUGAAGAGGAAGUUUUAUUCAUGGGAGGAAUGUAUGAACCUCAGAGAGGUGAAGUCUCUGAAGAAGCUGAACCAUGCAAAUGUUGUGAAGUUGAAGGAAGUCAUCAGAGAGAAUGAUCACCUAUACUUUGUAUUUGAAUACAUGAAGGAGAACCUCUAUCAGCUCAUGAAGGACAGAGAAAAUAAGAUGUUCUCAGAGAAUGAACUGAGGAACAUCAUGUUUCAAGUGUUAGCUGGCUUGGCUUUUGUACAUAAGCAUGGUUUCUUCCACCGUGACAUGAAGCCAGAAAACCUUUUGUGCAUGGGUCCAGAACUGGUUAAAAUAGCAGAUUUUGGACUGGCUCGGGAGAUCCGCUCCAAGCCUCCCUAUACUGACUAUGUGUCGACAAGAUGGUACCGAGCACCAGAGGUUCUGCUCAGGUCAUCUACUUACAGCUCUCCGAUUGACUUGUGGGCUGUGGGAUGCAUCAUGGCAGAACUCUACACACUCAGGCCUCUCUUCCCUGGGAACAGUGAAGUGGAUGAGAUUUUUAAGAUCUGCCAAGUCCUAGGCACUGUCAAGAAGCUGGACUGGCCAGAGGGCUACCAACUGGCUUCAGCCAUGAACUUUCGCUUCCCUCAAUGUGUGCCGACCCCCUUGAAGACGCUCAUUCCCAAUGCCAGCAGAGAGGCGAUUGCUUUGAUGAAAGACCUACUCCAGUGGGACCCCAAAAAAAGACCCACCGCUGUACAGGCCCUUCGUUACCCAUACUUCCAGGUUGGACAGGUCCUCGGUCCUCGUCCUCACAGCCAAGAAGCCAAGAAGGUCCAGGCCCGACAGAUAAUACAAAAGCAGGUCUCAGAUUCUAGGGUGGACCCCAAACCCCCAAACUUUUCUGAGCCCAAAGCCUCUAAAUCACCUCCCCAAAACACUCAGCAGCAUCAACCUCUGCAGCAAAUCAUCCUUCCUCAAGCCAGUAAACCAGGCGACAUCAACCAAGGAAAAGCAGCGCCAAUUGGCAAUGAAAACAAAAUUGGAGCAGGCAUAGUAAAGAAUGGAAGACGCCGCUGGGGCCAGACUGUAACAAGAACCUCAGACAGUUGGGAUGAUUCUGAUCAAUCAGACACAGCCGUUUCUCACUCCAAGAAACCUAGUCUAGGAAACUCACAGGAGGAGAGGAACUUGAAGAAACUUCGGCCUCAGGCCAGGGACAACAAACCUCUGUAUUCCUACAGCACUGUUACCAAACUACCUAGCAAUGUUACGGUUGGUCCUGUGGACCCCAAUCUCCCAGGAUCUGCAGCACGCCAGCAUUACCUCAGCCAGUCCAGAUACCUGCCAGGAUUGAUCAGCAAGAAUCAGGUAGCAUCAGGAGAAAAAGUGUUGGCCAGUCUCAGAUUAAGAGACUUGUGGGAGAACUCCUCAAACACAGGAAACAAUCCACUUAUUCCCGUUGGAGCUGGAUUAUCAGUCAACAGAGCUAACCCAGGCAAUUUUGUAACCACCAAGUAUAACCUAUCCACUGGUUUCAUCCCUUCAUUACAAAAGAAAGAGGUGGGCUCUGUGGGACAGAGGAUUCAGCUUGCUCCUUUAGCUGGCCAUCACACAAUCAAUCGUUCUUCUCCUGAAAUUAGAAAAGACAAAACAAAAUGCCCAAAGCCUAAAUCCAUCUCAUCUUUCAGUGAAACCAAUGAAGAUUACGAGGGAUGGAAAAGGAGGACAGACGGAACUCAGGUGUUGAAAGGGAGCAACUACUUAGGUCUGGGGAAGAACUCGGGCAGUUUAUUGAACAGAGCUCCUGCCGUCCAGCCGGUCCACGGCAGGGUAGAUUGGACUUCAAAGUAUGGUGGAAAUCGGUAG
Messenger RNA from Nerophis lumbriciformis (worm pipefish), 1944 nucleotides. Lineage: Eukaryota; Metazoa; Chordata; Actinopteri; Syngnathiformes; Syngnathidae. The record is from RefSeq and is a predicted model, not a curated record.